This is a messenger RNA of Patella vulgata (common limpet), 5221 nucleotides long. Its product is annotated as transient receptor potential cation channel subfamily A member 1. Lineage: Eukaryota; Metazoa; Mollusca; Gastropoda; Patellidae. Gene Ontology annotation, molecular function: monoatomic ion channel activity; protein binding. The coding region runs from base 133 to 3903 and encodes 1256 amino acids. Gene Ontology annotation, biological process: transmembrane transport; monoatomic ion transport. Gene Ontology annotation, cellular component: membrane. The record is from RefSeq and is a predicted model, not a curated record. The transcript has 3 exons.
GUCUUUACACACAGGGCCGUCGCUAUAAACACAACUUCAAAUAAUAUCAAUGAAUUGACGGUAACAUUACCUAUAGCUAUUUCUAUACUGCUGUAUAUGGAUAAAACGCCGUGAAAGACCAGAUUUUGUGAAAUGGCGUCACCGAAACCAGCGAGACUUCGACGUCUGACCAAACAGACAUCAUUUUUUGUUUCUCCUGGCGAUGCUUCAGAAGAUGGCGAUUUUGUUGCGUUGCGCAAUAUACGAGAGCAUAAACGAUCCAUCAAAUCAUCUAAACCAAGUUUGGAUCAGAUAGACGAGUCUCCUCUACCUAUUAGAAAGGUAUCCCAAAGUGAAAUAACUUUAAAAUCAGAAAGUCAGAACACUAAGGACGUAUUAAAAGAAAAGCUGUUCAAAUUCAUCGAAGUUGGUAAGAUAGAACAAGUCAAACAGUGUAUAGAGAACAACGUUCCUGCAAAUAUAUCUGCACUGUCAGGAGAUGCUUACCGUAGAAAAGUUACAAAAGAAAACAUUCUUCAUGUCGCUCUUGCUAAUAAACAUAUUGAAAUAGCUCGUUAUAUAAUUGAUAAAAUUAACGAAAGUCAGCCAGACUUACUUUUCCAGGCAUGUGAAGUUUCACUGAAAACUACUCAAGGAGUUAAAAAUGUUCUACACAUGGUAACCGAGCUACACGAUUUGCCCUUGGCCAAAAUCAUCAUUCAGAAGAUCCAUAAUAAAGAAAAGAUUAUGUCAACACUCCGCGAAGAAAGUCCUGUACAAAUCCAGGGCCAGAGACCUAGAACCUUCCCGUGUCUUCAUUUGGCUGCCUUCAAUGGUUUCACAGAUAUGGUUGAGUUUUACUUAGAUUGCGGAAUGGAUUGUAAUUAUCUGAACCAAAAGAAAGACACGGCUUUGUUAUGGGCAGCCAGGUGGAAUCAUACCGAGACAGUUAAAGCUUUGUUGGCAAGGAAGGCGAAUCCGAAUGUUGCGAAUGAUAAGGGUUCUACUGCCCUUUAUUGGGCUGUCAGAUACGGUCAUACAGAAACCGUGGAGCUGCUACUAACGCAAGGAAAAGCUAAGCCGGACCAAACAAGAAAACUUGGUUUAGUUGCUCCCAUAGUGUUGGCGUCAGCACUCGGAUACAACGAAAUAGUUAAAAUCCUACUAAGAAACGGAGCCAAUGUUAAUCAUGUUAUUAGGGGGAGGGAAAUGCCAAUACACCAUGCUGCACGAGAGGGGCACGUGGAUGUUCUAAAAACCCUGAUUACCAGAGGAGCCAGUUUUGACAAACCCGAUGAGAGAGGAGACACGGCGCUGCUCUUGGGAGCUAAAUAUGGGCAUCCAGAUAUCGUUAAGACAUUAGUGAAAAAUGGUGCCGAUAUGAAGAAAAAGAACUUGCUAGGUGAAGAUGUUUGGUUGAAUGCAGUUAACAAUUCCAACGAAUUCUUCACUUUGCUUCUUAAUACUUUGGUAGAAAUGGAUAUGCUUACACCCACUGUGACAGACGAUGGUGAUAAACUCAUUAAAAUAGGUUGUUCCAAGUCACCACUCUUUCAUGCAGCCGUACUGGGGAAGUGCGAUAAGAUUGAACAUUUUCUUAAUUCGAAGCUUGAUCCAUUGGAACUAGACGAAGAUGGAAAUACAUUUUUGAUGGUCGCUGCAAAGCACGAUCAACACGAAGUUGUUCAGAAAUUCAAAACCAAAUGCCCUAUUGAUGCCCAAAAUACAAAAGGUAACACCGCUCUUCACAUUGCUUGUCUUAAGGGAAACCAUGAUACCAUAACGACACUUGUUAAUAACAAAGCUAAAGCAAACAUAAAAAAUACCAAUGGCGAAACUGCGCUUCAUGUGUCAGCUUAUUCUAAAAAUAUUCGCGCCGAUACAGUGAAAAUAUUAAUCAACCAUGUCAUUAAAACGCAUGCAUGGGAGUGUUUAAAUGUACCUGAUAAAGAGGGUAAAAAUCCCUUGCAUAUAGCAGCUAUGUAUGCAUCCCCGGAAGUGCUUUGGGAGUUCCGUUUUGUGCGUUAUAAGGAUUUGGAUAGUGAUGGUAACAACGCUUUACAAGUUGGUGUUCGUCCAGGAGACGAAGAAUCGUUUUUGGUAAUGAUGGACAUCUUUGAUACAAUGAAGAGAGACGCUGAUAUCAAUAACCAAAAUUGCCGAGAUGAAUCGGUUCUUCAUUUGGCCGCAUCGGAGUGCUUUGGAGAAGGUGUUCGAAGGUUGGUACUGUUUGGGGCUGAUUUAUCGCUUAAAGAUUCAUAUGGCGAUACUGUGCUUCAUCGUUUAACACGGGCAUCGUUAGAGAAUCCAGAUACUUUACCCAAAUAUCUUGAAGUUUUUGACAUCGUCAUAGCCGAGUCAGUACGCUGGUGGUGUAUCAAGAACAAUCUUCAUUACCCAGAUGAUAACAAGCAGGAUUACCUAAAAUACAAAAGAUCUGCUGUGCUGGACCUUACCAAGAAUUUAUACAACAACAACGAUCUAAGUGUACUAGCAUUAGCUUGCACCUUGGGAGCUUCUGAAAUCAUCGAAAGGCUGACUCAGAUGAAGGAUGUUAUGUGCUUUCACACUGGGGCGGACCGAGUGAGGUACGACGUUACCUAUUUUACACCCCUGACCAACAAUUCUCUGAGAGGGUUAUGCAGUAACACUCGUGUUGUACCAAGACCGUCAUGUGUAGAGUGGCUGCUGGCAACGGAAAAUUUAGAAAAGGCUUCGCAUGUGCUAGAUCUUCCCCCGGUGUCAUAUAUUGAGAAAUCUUAUUCCUCUAUCGCUGCCUGGACAUAUGCUCUUCUUAUAAUAUUCCAUAUCAUUUACAUGAGUCUGUUUAGUUUUUGUGGAGUGACAUUACAAGAUAAAAUUCGCAGAAACGUCAAUGACAGCGAUGCUCAAGUUGCAACUGUACUUCUUUACGUGGUAGUCAUAAUAGAACCCGCUAUUAUUAUAAUUUAUAUGGUUUAUGAACUUAUUAAAUAUUUGUGCUGCGGGGAGCAGAAAAUGAAACUGAAAUUAAAAAGAGGGAAAAGCAGUGUAUUCAAUACUUCUGUAAGUUAUAUGGGAACAUUUAUCAGUUUGCUGUACGCUUUAUUGGUUAUUGUGUGGAUGAUCCUAUAUCUCAGCAGCAGUGUCUAUCAAAAUUAUUUCCUUUCGGUUUCUCUGGCAGUGGGCUGGCUUUACACUAUAGUCUUUACUCGUGGAUUCAAACUCAUCCAUUAUUUCUGGAGAAUGAUACAAAACAUGAUUAUCAAGGAUGUGGCCAAAUUUUUGUUUGUUUAUUUAUUCGUUUUGCUGGCCUUCUCGUUCGCUUUUCAUGUAAUGUUUCAAGUCUCCGAUGACAUCGUUUUAAGUUUUUCCAAUCCACUUCACACCAUGUUUUUAGUGUUUAACAUGAUGUUAGGAAUGGAUGAAAUAUUCACAGACGAAUUUGAAACAAACAUGAACGCAGUCGGUUACACGACAGUCUUCACAAAGGUAAUCUAUUUGUUUUACAUGGUUUUGGGGACUAUUGUGUUGUUGAAUCUGCUCAUAGCUAUGAUGAACGAUUCUUAUUCCGCUACUCUAACUAAGCAGAAAUUACAGUGGAGAAUUGAAUCAGUUCAGUUAGGAGUCAACAUAGAGAAGAUGCUGCCAAUUGCUAGUAGGUUGUUUAGCCGCAUUAAGAUGCAUCACGGCAUAGUGGUUCCAGGUGAUGGUGACAAUAAAGAAAUAGGCUGGUAUUUAGAAGUAUCGUCUAGUAUGUCCACAACCAGUGCCACGAGUAAGACGAAUACUGAAACAGAGCUCAUCAACCAUUUGAAUGACAGAAUUACGGCCCUCGAUACCAAAAUAUCCGAAAAUAUGAAAAUGUUCCAUUCAACUCUACAGGACAUGCAUCAUUUCUUGCAGAAACAAGCCGAACAUACUGAAAUACGGAAAACAAGCUGAACAUACCCAAUUCAAGUUCAGCAUACCGAAAUCAAACUGCACAUCGUGGACGAAAGGUUAAACAUAGUACAACUCGCGUAAACUAACGCAAACGAGACGUUGUUGGGGGGUGGGGUGGGGGUCAGUUAGGUAUCUCGUCUCGUAAUGUGCCGAGUGUGGGGUUAAUCGUAUCUUCAUAUCAGUCUAUCAUGUGUCCUCUCGUGGUAUUCAAUUACACGGUAGGGUUAUAGGAGUAUGCGGUUGUUUUCUGGCGAUUCUGCUAUCAAGCACAUUUCUAUAGCAAGUAUAAAUCAGUCUGUAUUUAAGGUUUUAAAAAUAUAUUCUAGCGAACCGUUGAGCGAGGAUACCAUUAUCGUACUUCUCUAAUUAUCAACAAAUUUUGUAUAUGGCAGGAUUUUAUCUACUUGUAUAUUAAAGCGCAAAUAUAGAGGACAAAUGAUUUUUAGGACUUCACGAGUCAUAACACUUUGCGCCAAAAAACGUAAUACUUUGUAAGUUUUCUGUGAUAUUUAAUUCAUUUAAAAACCUUAUUUUCUGAUUUUCUAACGCGUUUACUUGGAAAUGCUGUAUUUUUUUUAUACCUUUAUAGUAUAUUUAGUAUCUGUUAUAUUGAAUCUCAGGGGAAACUAGUGAAGAGUUUGGUCUUAAAAAUGCACAGGCUUCGACCACAACGAACACUCUUAAAGUCGCUGAUCGUCAUUUUGGAUUUUUCAGAUUGUCUAAUAUUUCACGGUCUAAUCUACGUUAAAAUGUACCCAGGUUGAUAAUUGGCAUUUAGAUCAUCCAAACAAAUUACUGAUUGUACAUACAUUUUAAUAUGAAUAGUAACCCAUUAACUAGACACACCCUAUUACCUGGUCUUGGCGAAUAUUUUCCAUAGGUUUCGUAUCAGAUUCAGCAAGUUUUGUCUUUUUACAAAUAUAAUGCAAUUUUGAUGAACUGCUAAUUUGUAUGUUUGUAUAAGAUAUGACACAAAAACCCCAACGAACAAUCAAAAGUUUUUAACUUUUAAAUUGAUAUAUUUUGUAUAAACAAAUGUGAUAACAUAUUUAUAAUUGUAAUAUAUUUUAUAACAAAUUUUAUAGAAUUUGAUUAAUAUGUCCUUAUCAACGUUUUAAUACGGAUGGGCAAUUUUAUGGAUAACAAUAUAUUGAUAGUACAUAAUGUAUUCAUAUGAACAUCAUUAUAUUUUCCCAUUGUUUUUAUUUAUUCAUAUGAACAUCAUUAUAUUUUCCUAUUGUUUUUAUUUCUUGUUGAGAAUAUUUGUUAUUACAGUAUUUUAAAACCUGUUAAUAAUAUAUACAAUAAAUAAAAGAAA